This is a messenger RNA of Daphnia pulex (common water flea), 4832 nucleotides long. Its product is annotated as serine-rich adhesin for platelets-like. The record is from RefSeq and is a predicted model, not a curated record. NCBI's taxonomy places the organism in Eukaryota, Metazoa, Arthropoda, Branchiopoda, Diplostraca, Daphniidae. The transcript has 7 exons. Bases 254 to 4459 code for a protein of 1401 amino acids.
GUAACUGAAGCGUGUCGUGUGAAAAGAGCAAACUGCGACAGAACUGUGGCGUCAAGUGCCCUUAAUGACGUCAUUCCGGCAUCUUUUGUCUGCCUCCCAUUGGUGCUGUCUUGGUUCGAUCAAGGCGACAAAAGGUUGACGAAGAUAACAUUAGACGCACAGAUUAAAAAUGCCGAUGUUUAUUUAAAUAGACGGGCGGGUCUGUCAACAACCAGAUCAGUAAUUUCCUAGUCGUCGAAAGCUAAAGUUCAAUAUGAAAAACUUCUUUUGGAUAAGCAAAUUCCUUUCAACUGCAUAUUUUGCGCUCCUGAUUUUCUUGCCCUAUUCUCACGCACAAGACAGUUCAUGUUUUGGAACCACCGUUUUUACUCCGCCUACGGUACCAUGUGUAGGCUGUUCGUCCUCAACCACUCCUAUUUCUACGACACCAUGUGUUUCAACAACAAAUAAAAAUUCGACUACGGAACAGUCCGUGGUAACAACAACAGGUUUUACUCCUCCGACCGUACCUUGCAUUGGCCCCCUUUGCCCUACAACGCCAGCGACCACAUCAUCUCCUAGUACUUCCGCAACGUCACCAGAAGAAUCGUCGUCGUCGUCUUCGCCAAGCUCAGUAACCGAUACCACAACAGAAACAACUGAUUUUACAGAGUCCUCUUCAAUUUCAUCGGGACAAGUAUCAACUUUAACAUCAACAGAUGUUACAUCCUCUUUUGCUUCUUCCACGGAACUUACGCCGAUUACGGACCCAGAAACUUCGACGGCUGAAAUUUCGACAAGCACCAUCACGGAUUCUACGACAGAUAUAUCGACAACAGAUUUGACAACAGAAACAAGCUAUUCGUCGGAGACCUCUUCUAUUUCUACCGACUUGCCAACUGAAGCGUCAACGGAAACAUCUUCCUUUAGUACCUCCACAGACCUUCCUUCUUCUGUUUCGUCAACUGAGCCGGAUUCCAGUACAGUCACCGAAACGUCGUCCACCGACAUUUCAACUGAAUCGACAACAUCUUUCGCAUCUUCUACUUCGUCGGAGUCGUCGACAGAAACUACCGAAAUUUUGACAACUGAUACAACCACAGAUUAUCCAACUUCUACUUACUCGUCAACGGAUCCUUCAUCGAGUACGGUCACAGAAACAUCUUCGGAGGAUACUUCAACCUUACAGUCAACAACGUCUAACACCGAGUCUUCUCCUGAAAUAACAACCGAAACAUCAACAGAUACAGUUCCUUUUAGUUCAACCACAGAUUUUACUUCUAGUACAGUCACAGAAAUUUCAUCGACUGAAUUUUCAACUUCCGAUUCAUCUUCGUCAAGCACGAUAACUGACUCUUCUUCGCCUGAUAUUUCAACUUCAGAUUCGACAACGGAAAUUUCAUCUGAGUCAAUUCCAACUGACUUGACUACUGAAAUUUCCACAGAAACAUCUUUCUUUAGUACCUCCACAGACGUUUCAUCUUCUAUUUCGUUCACAGACCCGGAUACCAGUACAGUGACCGAAACGUCUUCUACUGAUAUUUCAACUGAAUCGACAACACCUUUCGUUUCUUCCACUUCAUCGGAAUCAUCAUCUAUAACAGAAACUACCGAAAUUUUGACAACUGAUUCAACCACAGACCUUCCAUCUUCUGUUCACUCGUCAACGGAUCCUUCAUCAAGUACAGUCACAGCAACAUCUUCGGAGGAUACUUCAACCUUACAGCCAACAACUGACACUUCUUCACCUGAUAUUUCAACUUCAGAUUCGACUACAGAAACAGUUUCGUUGUCAGAGACCUCUUCGAUAUCCACGGACUUAACAACGGAAAUUUCAACCGAAACAUCCACAGACCCUUCAACUUCCAUUUCGUCUACUGAACCGUCCUCCAGUACAGAGACCGAAACAUUUCCCUCGACAAGUGAAUCGACAAUUAUUUUCACAUCUUCUGCUUCGUCGGAAUCGUCUUCGAUCACUGAAACAUCUUCGACCGAUAUUUCUACAACUGAAUGGACGACAAUUUCUACAGAGUCGAGUUCACCUUCCUCUGAAGUAGAAACCACUGAGUCAUCGACAGAGACAACUGCUUAUGGUACAUCGCCAUCAGAUUUUACAUCUUCUAUCAUUUCUUCUUCGUACCCUUCAUCGAGUACAGUCACAGAAACGUUAUCUACUGAAAUUUCGACCUCCGAGGCUUCCAUAACAAGCACUUCUACUGAUAUGUCGACAUCAGAAAUGACAACUGAAACAACUGAUUUUUCUGACACUUCUUCAGCUUCAACAGAAACGUCUUUCUACAGUACGUCCACAGACAUCACAGCUUCUGUUUCUACCUCGUCGGAACUUUCCUCUAGUACAUCGACCGAAACUUUGUCUAGCGAUUUUUCGACUACUGAUUUGACCACCGACUUCCCAUCGUCAAUAUAUUCUUCCUCGGAACCUUCGUCGAGUACUUUCACAGAAAUAUCUUCUACCGAUACCACUGAAUGGACAACAGUUUUUACAGAGUCGUCGACCUCAUCCUCAGAAGAUGUAACAACCGAAAUGACAACAGUAAUCACCGAUUCGACUUUUUCGGUGUCCACUUCUUCGGAACCUUCGUCGAGCACAGAAAUUUCUCCGACCGAUAUUUGGACAACCGAAUUGACGACAGUUUUUACAGAUUCCAGUUCACUCUCUUCUGAGGUAGAAACCACAGAAACAACGCCGUUCACCUCAGAUUUUCCGACAUCUAUUUCUACAUCCUCGGAACCAUCGUCGAGUAGUACAAUGUAUGAAACUUCGUCCAGUGACGUCUACACUUCAGGAACAUUUUCUACAGAAAUUUCAACAGAAACGAUUUUGACCACGGACGCCACAUCAUCUGUUUAUUCUUCUUCGGAACCUUCGACUAAUACAAUCACAGACAUUUCAUCAACUUCAAUUUCCGAGACCGACUCGUCCAGUACCAUGAUCGAUUCUUCAACAUCAGAUAUGUCGACAACAGAUUUGACAACAGAAACAAGCUAUUCGUCGGAGACGUCUUCGAUUUCUACCGACUUGCCAACUGAUGCGUCAACGGAAAUAUCUUCCUUUAGUACCUCCACAGACCUUCCUUCUUCUAUUUCGUCAAGUGAGCCGGAUUCCAGUACAGUAACCGAAACGUUGUCCACCGAUAUUUCAACUGAAUCGACAACACCUUUCGCAUCUUCUACUUCAUCGGAAUCGUCGUCGAUAACAGAAACUACCGAAAUUUUGACAUCUGAUUCAACCACAGACUUUCCAUCUUCUACUUACUCGUCGACGGAUCCUUCAUCGUCUACGGUUACAGAAACAUCUUCGGAGGAUAGUUCUACCUUGCAGUCAACAACAUCUAAUACUGAGUCUUCUCCUGAAAUAACAUCCGAAACAUCAACAGAUACAGUCCCUUUUAGUUCAACCACAGAUUUUACGUCAGAUUAUCCAUCUUCUAUUUACUCCUCGACGGAUCCUUCUUCGAGCACCGUUGCGGAAACGACUUCUACUGAAUUUUCAACUUCAAGUGACUUCUCGUCAAGCACGAUAACCGACACUUCUUCAUCUGAUAUUUCAACUUCAGAUUCGACAACAGAAACUUCUGUAUCAGAGGACUUUUCAACAUCCACUGACUUGACAACGGAAGUUUCAACAGAAAUGUCCGGAUUCAGUACCACUACAGACUUUACGACUUCGAUUUCGUCUACUGAACCACCUUCUAGUACGGAUACCGAAACUUUGUCGACCGAUGCUUGGACAACUGAUUCAACCACAGAUUUUCCAUCCUCUUUUUACUCUUCAAAGGAUCCUUCGUCGAGUACGGUCACAGAAACAACAUCUUUUAGUACCUCCACUGAGAACACUUCUUCUAUUUCAACUUCCGAUCCGUCGUCUAGCAGCACAGAGACCGAAACUUUGCCCUCAGAUUUAUCAACAGAUGGAUUGACAACUGAUUUUACAGAGGCGACAUCCUCCUCCUCUACAUUCGAAUCCACAUUAAUUCCAACAGAAACAUCUGUGUAUAGUACAACCACAGAUUCGACUACAGGUAAUACAGAGUCCAUUUCUCCCACGUCUGAAGUGGAAACCACUUUAAAAUCCACAAAAGAACCCCCUGUUUCUUGGACAACUUCUGACUCAACAACCAUUACCAAUUCUCCAGAAACACCAACUGACACUUCUUCUUCUUCCAUGUCCACUUCGACGGAGUUUUCGUAUUCGUUUACUUCUACUACAGAUCCAACCAAAAAUCCAAAUGACUUAAACGACAAAAUGAAUAAAACUCAAUUCUAUGUGAUACUUGGUGUUGUUGUGGGAUUACUAUUGCUAUUGCUUCUGGUUUUCACUAUUCUCGCCAUCACAUAUGCAAGGAGAAGAAACAAUGUACCUCUUUUACCUUUAACUCAAGCACCAAGUGAAAACAGCUACGGAUCGCAAGAGAGAAGAGUGCGCGGGCUUUUACGUACUCCUUUACGUGGUUACUGAUUUAAAAAAUUUACCUCACACAUCCUUCAUUUUUAAAUAGGCCGAAUCAUUGAGUGAUUAAUUUGUGCUCUUACCGCCAUCCUGCAUAUAUUUCAUAAGGUGUCGAAUUGUUUUCCCUCCAAUGUAGAUAUUCUCAAUUUUUGUUUCGACUAUUGUCUAAUACCUUAAUUUAAUUCAAUCUGAAAUUUCCAAUCGAAUUGUCAUAUGAAAUUAUGAACUGUGUUCUAGAAAAAUUAGGAAGCGUCCAAUGGGAAGAUAUACACAGUAUUCUUAUCGAAAAUUCAUGUGACAGCUGUCAAAAGUAUUGACAUGUCAACUUUUGUUGAGCAAUACAGUGUAUGUCUAGGCAGUUUAGUGACUGUUGUUGACUGAA